This is a messenger RNA of Clunio marinus, 1080 nucleotides long. Lineage: Eukaryota; Metazoa; Arthropoda; Insecta; Diptera; Chironomidae. The record is from the annotation of a GenBank genome assembly.
AUGACAGUCAGCAAUCAAUCAUCAUCAGGUCAAUUAACGAGGGAAAAUGUGUCGGAAAGUAAUGUCACUGUAAAACCAUUAAUUGUAAGGAGUGUGGACAAUGAUAAAUCUUUACCUAAGGAAACACAAAUGGCACAAUGCACCAUCACAUCUGGAGACAUUAAAGCGUCAGCUCAAGCUACAUUUUCAAAGAAACUUGAAGGAUUCUGUUCCACAGAUGACAUGAAUGACUUGAAAAGAAUUAUUUCAACCUUAGAAUUGAAAUUUCUUGAUGAGAUUUAUUAUUUAAGAAAUAUGAUUCAGUCGUUACUACCCCAACAUUUUCAUUAUCAACCUCAUAUGAGUCAUCAACAAUAUCAAACUCCUUAUUCAAGCUAUCAUGAACCGAAUUAUCGUUACCAAAUGCCAGUAAAUCAAAGAAAUUAUUAUAACCAUUACUCAGAUACUUCUCAUCAGCAGACAACUCAAAGAACUUUUAUCCCAACACUUCCUACGACACAACAAUCGAUGACUGCUUCAACUUCUGAACAUCAAACUAUCUACACAACCAAAGCACCUGAAGUACUAAAAGCAAUGAAGCAUGAUUUAAAGUCACUUGAAAUAAAUAAGUCAAGAUUAUCCAAGAAAAUUGAAGAAACAACAACUCAAGAGACAAUCACAACCCCGCAAGCAACUCCAACUAAAAAUGAGUACACUUAUUACUGGAAGUUGGAGAACUUCCCAGAAGUCUUUAAUCAUGCCAAAAAAAGUGAAGUGUUCAGUCAUGUUUUUAAUGUUAAAGGAUUAUUUCUUAGAAUUCGAGCAACACUUCAAGAGUUUGACAAUCAAAAUCUUCUUCUCGGUAUUGAACAUCUCGCAAACAUUGAGAACAGCGACAAAAUGGAAAUUGAAAUAUCCGAUGGAUUAGUUUUUAAAGAAAUUGCCGAAGAGAAACUCUUUCAAUAUAGUUUCUCAAUUAUGGAUCAAUCACGUCCAAAUCACGAUCUCAUCUCACCAAUUUAUUGGAACACAGAUAGUGAGAGUUAUUUAAUCCCAAACAGUUUUCAUCUAUUGGCGAAUUAUUUAAAAUUACGAAAUUGA